Messenger RNA from Ahaetulla prasina, 3987 nucleotides. It is a transcript of the gene LURAP1, whose product is annotated as leucine rich adaptor protein 1. The coding region runs from base 1502 to 2416 and encodes 304 amino acids. Gene Ontology annotation, biological process: positive regulation of canonical NF-kappaB signal transduction; positive regulation of cytokine production. The record is from RefSeq and is a predicted model, not a curated record. The transcript is spliced from 2 exons. NCBI's taxonomy places the organism in Eukaryota, Metazoa, Chordata, Lepidosauria, Squamata, Colubridae.
AAAUUAAUAAAUAAAAUGGUUAUAAGCCACUUUUUUCAGUGCCCCUGUAAUUUUGAACGGUCACGAAAUGAACUUUUGUAAGUCAAAGAUUACCAGUAUAUUUGUUGCACGUCAACCUGAACAACUUGACAUGCUCCUUUCUUGGCUGCUGGCCGCAUGGUAUACAUUCCCUUUCAUACACUCUAUGUUGAAUAUCAUGAAAAUCAUUAGCUUUUAUUCACAGCAAUGCUCAUUUUAUAUACAAAUGUCUCAGUGGUGAAAUCCAAUUUUUUUUUACUACCGGUUCUGUGGAUGUGGCUUGGUGGGCAUGGCAGGGGAAGGAUACUGCAAAAUCCCCAUUCCCUCCUUACUUCUGGGGGAAGGAUAUUGCAAAAUCCCCAUUCCCACCCCACUCCUGGGGGAAGGAUACUGCAAAAUCCCCAUUCCCUUCCCACUCCUGGGGGGAAGGAUAUUGCAAAAUUUCCAUUCCCACCCCACUCGGGGGCCAGCCAGAGGUGGUAUUUGCCGGUUCUCCGAACUGCUCAAAAUUUCCACUACCGGUUCUCCAGAACCUGCUGAAUUUCGCACCUGAAAUGCCUUGAGUUCCAAAAAGGGGCAUCAAAUACAGGCAGGCAUAAAAAUACAGUAAUAGAAGAAAAGGCAGAUGCAGGUCGAAGGAGGGAAGACACGUGGGAAGGCAAAGCCUUGUAAAAUUAAACUAAUGAGUCUAAAUUGGAUGUUCGGAGCCAGCCAUCCUUCGAAAUCUGGCAAGGCUGGAUUCCAUUUGCGGGUGUUUGUUGAUUCCUCCUGCUCUCCAUUGAGGAAAUAAGGUAAGGCGGAAUGUGCUUCUCCGAGGGGUAUUACGGUAGCCGAGCUCCAGUCUUGGCGGCUGGCUCCUCUGCAUUGUGUUUCCUAUCCCGGGCAGGUAGGGGAGGUUGGGAAGAGGAGCCGCGUCGGUGGGGGCCGGAGGGUGGGCAGCCCCUCUAAGGAAGAAGAAGAAGGCAGGCGGACUUUGCCGUUUGCUGCUGCUGCUACAAUCCCGGGACGGGGCAGAUUUUGCCUGGCGACCUGGCGCUGCUCCCGCAGCCCCCUGGAACUUUUGCCAGGCAUUGGCGCUGCCUGCUCGGAUGACGCGGCCAACUCAUCCCGGGUUGAAUGCCGGCCGCUUCCAGCACCCCUAGAAGGAAAGCGAACCCAAGGACGGCGACGGCGGGGAGGAAGGAAAGCUCCGGGUUAUACCCGGCAAAGCACCGCUGGAAGGGGAAGAAGCCCCGCUUGUGAUGAGGAGCCCGCAGGGAGACUUCGGAGCCGAGAGAUCGGCCGAGGCCCUCGGAGAGGCUCCGAUUUAUAAGGGUGCUGCCUGCGGAACUCCCGCCCACACGCCCGGAGCUUCUGGGAGGGACUGUCUGCCAGACCGAGCCUUCAACAGCUCACAAGCCCAGCUGGAAGGUUGGGGAAAGGAGCGCCCGCUUCCAGUUGCCGAGACAGACCCAGCCUCUCGCUUUACCGCCCCUUUCCUGGGAUGGAGGUUCCGGGCAGCGGCGCCGAGCUCCCCCUGCCUCCGGACCUGAAGGAUUUGGAGAUGAAACUCGGGCAGAAACCUCCGGACGGGCUGAUCCGAUGGCUGCGGGGGGACCCCACGGCUCACCUGCUUCGGAACAGCCCGAAUCGGGGGCCCCGCCACGGGCUGGGGGAGAAGAUCAAGGCUCUGAAGCUGGAAUUGGCCUAUCUAAGAGCAAUAGAUAUCAAGAUCCUCCAUCAACUGGUAGCUGUGAAUGAUGGAAUAGAAUCUGUCAAGUGGUUUCUUGAGGAAAAAGGGAUGCUGACCAGCCGCUGUAGCAGCCUUACCAGCAGUCAGUACAGCUUGGUAGAAAGUCAAGAUACAUCCCGACGAGGCAGCUGGAAUAGUCUUCAGGAUCCCAAUGACAAACUGGAUAGUAUAUCUAUUGGUAGUUAUUUGGACACACUAGCUGAUGAUAUGGAUGAAUAUGGACAAAGUUCUUCUGUGGAACCCAUAAUGUCACCUACCUUAGGUAGACCUCUGGGCAGAAGUGAAUUAGAAAGAUCGAAGGCAGAUCUAGAGAGAGUCUUUCUUGCAAAGAUGGACAAAGAGCAAGACAAAAGCAAAACUUAUCCUGAAUGGGCCUCUAGUUUAGUUAAGAGCCAAAGUUUUAACAAGCCAAGUGCACCGGUCCAACUGUCACCACCAAUGGCUAAUGGAAUCAUGGGUAGACAAGUCCCUAAGCUAGUGCAGAGCCUUGAGGAGAAGUUUACCUCUGCAGCUGCUGAGCAACCAAGCAAAGAGAAUGUAGCAGUGAAGGCCUCCAGGAAGAGCAAAAUGGAUUCAGAAAAUUGCAAGCUCGAUAACAGGAAGCACCUGGAAUAUGAUGGCCAAUGGCAGUGGGCUGAGUCUCAAGAAGAUGUGACAUUUUUGUAGCAUCCAUGACUGGCUGCCUGGAUUAACAUAAAGAGAUUCCAGACUUUAUGCACUAGUCUUUUUGCACCUUGGACUGCAAGCUGUGCUCUCUUUGUCUGAAUGUCUUUUACUUUGACCAGAACUGUUGAGACAUAAUUGCUGAUGGACAGAACAUAAGUAUAUUAGCCAGAUGGCAUUUGUCUUCUAACAUCUUAAGCCUUUUCCAAGAAUGGGGACAUAUAAAAAUACUGUACACCUUUAUCUGAAAGCCUACCAAUGCUGCACUUUUGUGCCACAGUUCUAGUGUCUAUGUGAGUGGAGGUGGGCGUAGGCUCAUAAGCUGGACUUUCAGGUUUUAGCAAAGCUGUUCACUUGAGUAGCACUCAAUCCUACUGCAUGUAACCAAUACUCCCCUAGGAAUAACCAAUUUUUUUUUAAUGAAAGAAGCCAGAGAAAAACUUUGAUACUACAAUCCUUUUAAUCAAUGUUAUUAUUAUUAUUAAUGUCAUAAGAAAUACUGCUCCUUCAUUUGCUUGAUAUUUGAGUUACCUCUUAGGUUUAGGAAAGGAAUGUAGAAUUCUACAGAGAAGCCCACACAUUCAUUUACUACACUCAACAAACUGAACAUGUCCUUCAUUCUGGUAACCAUGAGAACCAGCCUUCCACCUGAACCUGAGCAAAAUAGUGGGGGAGUCUGUUGGUUUAAUGAGUCUUGAAAAUCCUUGAAGGGCCGAGGCUUAAGCAUUGUGCUGCACUUUUAGAAUAGAAUCGAAUAGAUUUUUUUAUUGGCCAAGUACAAUUGGACACACAAGGAAUUUGUCUUGGUGCAUGUGCUCUCAGUGUACAUAAAAGAAAAGAUACGUUCAUCAAGAAUCAUAAGGUACAACACUUAAUGAUAGUAAUAGGGUACAAAUAAGCAAUCAGGAAACAAUAUCAAUAUAAAUCAUAAGGAUACAAGCAACAAAGUUACAGUCAUACAGUCAUAAGUGGAAAGAGAUUGGUGAUGGGAAGGAUGGGAAGAUUAAUAGUAGUGCAGACUUAGUAAACAGUUUGACGGUGUUGAGGGAAUUAUUUGUUUAGCAGAGUGAUGGCAUUCGGGAACAAACUGUUCUUGUGUCUAGUUGUUCUGAUGUGAACAACUAUAGCUCGUUUUGAGGGUAGGAGUUGAAACAGUUUAUAUCCAGAAUGUGAGGAGUCUGUAAAUAUUUUCACAGCCCUCUUUUUGACUCAUGCAGUAUACAGGUCCUCAAUGGAAGGCAGGUUGGUAGCAAUUGUUUUUUCUGCAGUUCUAAUUAUCCUCUGAAGUCUGUGUCUGUCUUGUUGGGUUGCAGAACCAAUGACUGCAAGUAACAUAAAAGUGCAGCAAAUAUAUAGGGAUAAGGGAUAACCUCUCACACACUUUUACGUUAGGCUUGGGAAAUAACUGAGAUUUUUGUGGUAUACUUUGGAGGCAAAUUAGGUGCUUUGGGUAAGCCUUUGCCUCUUGAGUUGGAAGCGGGGAUGGAAAAAAGAAUUACUGGUAAUGUUGCAUUAGACUAAAAAUGUGCCCUGACUGGUUGUUUCCUAGUCAUAGUUUUAAAUGGCAGCUCUAC